Molecule: messenger RNA, 543 nt
Organism: Wickerhamiella sorbophila
Lineage: Eukaryota; Fungi; Ascomycota; Dipodascomycetes; Dipodascales; Trichomonascaceae
Exons: 1
Coding region: 1-543 (180 amino acids)
Source: RefSeq, a predicted model, not a curated record
AUGGGCAGCCAAACGACCGUAUUGCAACGUUUGAGACGGCUAUUAGCCAAGCGCCAGAGCGAGGAAGGCACACAACCUACAGACGGUUCGGUGGCGGUCAUAUCCAACUCUCGGGCAUCGUCUGAUGAACGUAGCACUGGGUCACGAGAAGCUUCACCAGAGGAACCCGCAGCACCUGAGCCAGCAGCAAACUCGUCAAACACAUCGCUAGAGCUGCGACGCAGGGUUAGUUUUGGGUCUUUGAGCUCUCGUGAUGUCGCCACAUCGACGGCUGCGACGGAAGAAACUAGCGAACAGCGUGAUACUACAAUUGUAUCGUCUUCGCCCACGCCUGCAGCGAGCCUCAAUGGAAACGCAGUUGUCAGAAUGGACCCCAAGGUAUAUCUUUUGCGCAACAAACACACUGACGCCGCCAGUAUCUUGACAAUCGCAUCGUCGUCGAAACGGCGGAGGAGGCGGUCUCUUGAUACGAACGCUUCAACAAGGGCAAUGGCAGCUGAAAGUAUGUUUAGUUCUGAUGCUGGCAGUGUUACCUCAAAUUAG